UCUCCGGGUAAGAUGGCAGCGGACGGACAGUGCUCGCUCCCCGCUUCAUGGCGGCCGGUGAUCCUCACCCACGUCGAAUAUCCUGCAGGUGAUCUCUCUGGCCACCUCCUUGCCUACCUGAGCCUCAGCCCCAUAUUUGUCAUCGUUGGUUUUGUGACCCUCAUCAUAUUCAAGCGGGAGCUGCACACGAUCUCGUUCCUUGGGGGCUUGGCACUGAACGAGGGGGUCAACUGGCUGAUCAAACACGUCAUCCAGGAGCCACGGCCCUGUGGAGGUCCCCACACGGCAGUGGGCACCAAGUACGGGAUGCCCUCCAGCCAUUCCCAGUUUAUGUGGUUCUUCUCCGUCUAUUCCUUCCUUUUUCUGUAUUUAAGAAUGCACCAAACGAACAACGCCAGGUUCCUGGACUUGCUGUGGAGGCAUGUACUCUCCCUGGGUCUCCUCACUGUGGCGUUUCUAGUCUCCUAUAGCAGGGUCUACCUGCUGUACCACACCUGGAGCCAGGUGCUCUAUGGGGGCAUCGCUGGAGGCCUCAUGGCCAUCGCCUGGUUCGUCUUCACCCAGGAGGUCCUCACCCCCCUGUUCCCUAGGAUAGCAGCCUGGCCUAUCUCUGAGUUCUUCCUAAUCCGAGACACGAGCCUCAUUCCCAACGUACUCUGGUUUGAGUACACGGUAACCCGGGCAGAAGCCAGGAACAGACAGCGCAAGCUGGGGACGAAAUUGCAGUGACCGGUGAGUGUGGCUGGCUCCAGCCUCCAGAUCUGGCCUGCACGAUGCCUUGCAGGGUGGAUGGAAUGACAGACAGAGGGACGAAGCAGAGACCUCUACAGACCCAAGUCACCGAGUGGAGCCUUUUUUUUUCUUAUUUUAAUUUUAAUGAACAAGGUGGACCAAAGGGCUGAGCCAGCCCCUCAACCAGGACCCUGGAGGGCCUGUUGCCGGGGGGCCUCCCAGCCAGAGACCCUCGCAGUGCUGCUGCCAGCCCCCAGUUGGGCGGAAAGUGCCCCUGGCGUGGGCACUGGGGCGUGGGGUAGAGAAGGAGGGCUUGAACCUCUGGCCACAGGGCCAGGAAAUCUAGGUGGCGUGAAAAAUGCACACUAUUUAUUUUUUGGUUUUGUCAAAGGCAGAUGGGAUUUUGGAGAGGGAGUGGAAGAGCCAGCUCUGCGGGGGCUGCCCUGCGUACCGAGGAGCCCAGGUCAGCUUCCCAGGCCCUUUGCCCUGGGCCCGAGAGACGGCCUGGGGGCCCAGGAGGAGGGAGCACCCCCGUGCCCGCCCUGCCGCCAACGCCAUUCCAGAACCUCGCUCAGUGUUUCCCAUGUGGGGGCCGGGCCCAGAGAGAGCAGGCGUCUGCGCUGCCAUCGCUGUGUCCUACCCGCAUCGACCGUGCGCCGCAAGGGCUUUCUCUGGUUCCCUGUCCCCAAGACAGCGGUCCCUUUCUGAUGAAAGAGCCUGCACAUGCGGGUGAGCGAACCCAAGCUGUUUACAGCUCUUUCCUGUCCUGCCGUCCGCUAGUGGUUCGUCUUCAUCUCCACCCGAACAAAAUGCAGAGGAAGCAGGAGCUGGUGAGAGGAGUGGGGCAGCGGUGCCCACUGUCCCCACCCUUCCCUCCCCUCUGUGUGCUCUGAGCAUUCCUUGUCCUUCCCGACCCCCCUCCGAGAGGCUGGGAGCCUGCUUGGGUCACCCCAAGCCUGUGUCUGGGGUGUGGCUCACAGAUCCCCACUGCCCAGCUCGGAGGACGACUCCUCCGAAUCUUGAAGUCGCUUUGAAAUGGAGCUGUGGAGAGGAGAUGCGUCCAGACUCGGAAGCUUCUAGAACUGAACCAGGCUGCUCGGGACCUGUGUUCAGGGCCCGACCCCCUCCCUCCCCCGGCCGCCUUUUCUUUGUGGCGGUUCCUAAUCUGCUGCUGAAGCACAAUAUUUUGGUGCUUUCUUUUCUCAUUUGUUAAAGACAGUGUCCAAAGCCAUUCCAGAUGCCAGGACCAGGGGCCUAUUUCUGGGGAAGGUUGGUCAGUCCCCACAUUUUCCUUUCCUUCCCUUCUCAUUUUUAUUUUUUACUUUUUGCCUGAGAUACGCCAAGUGUGAGGUGGUUUGACUUAAGAAAAAUCAAUGAAAAUUGUUUACUAUUGUUUUAAAAUAAAAUCUUGAACUCUGGCAGCUUGAACAUGUUGACUGAGCUGAUGGGAGGAGGCGGGGACGUGGCUGUGCGGACACACGACCCGAGGGGCAAGGGCAUGGUUAAGACCAGAAGAUCGUACGCGUCUCCAAGACACCUAGUCCCCUCCAGCCCCCAAAGCCAGGGUUGGAAUGGCCUCUGUGACAUAUCCCACUGGGGUCUGAGGACAGCUCCCUUACACUGAGUUUUUUCAGUCCCUGUCUACCUCCCCCUGUGGCGCUGGCUGGCUCUGCUCUCAGUAAGCCUAGCUUCUCCUUCAUGUGACAGCCCUUGAAGACUGGGGACAACCAGCAUGUCCUUCCUAAGCC
Molecule: messenger RNA, 2480 nt
Organism: Eubalaena glacialis (North Atlantic right whale)
Lineage: Eukaryota; Metazoa; Chordata; Mammalia; Artiodactyla; Balaenidae
Gene: DOLPP1
Product: dolichyldiphosphatase 1
Exons: 8
Coding region: 13-729 (238 amino acids)
Biological process (GO): protein N-linked glycosylation; lipid biosynthetic process
Cellular component (GO): endoplasmic reticulum membrane; intracellular membrane-bounded organelle
Molecular function (GO): dolichyldiphosphatase activity
Source: RefSeq, a predicted model, not a curated record